AUGGAUGCUGGCAUAUUAUUCUGGAAGGCUUUUUGUGAAAAUGGCGAGUCGGAACUAAUUGAUUUGACAACAAUUGAGGCCAGUAUGACAGACUCUGUCGUCGCUACGCUACCCGUUAUCAACCCCUCAACAUACACAAAGACGAUCAGCAGCCCCGUGGUCGUUAUCAAGUCAGAGUAUAGGAGGUAUCACCAUGCUUUGAAAGCUUCGAAUGAAGCUAUGCCAAUCAAUCUCCUAUAUGGCUGGGGACUUAUUGGUUACUGGGGUGGCGUGAUGUUCUUAGGAACGCUUUGGAAAGUCGGCCAGUGGUUUUACUAUCUUCGAUUCAACAAGUCCAAAGCAAAGGACAUUGAAAAACCGAAUCAAUCUAGUCAGGGGGAACUGGCUCUUCCGAAAUCUCUUGCAAUGCUGCGUCACUGGAUCCUUCUCUACAUUGUGAUUCCUGCCACAAUCGGUACAUACCACCAAAGACUGUUCUGGUGGUCCAAUAUCCCCAAUCGUCUUGAUUCACUCAUUGUGUUUGGAUUCUGGGCGCUAUCGAUCAUUCUCGGAUUUGCAGGCUAUGAUACAUUCUCCGGCAACCCAACGGUCACAAGUUUACCGGAGCAAAACUGGGAGAUGCUUUCAGACCGAACAGCUAUUUUAUCGUACGCCUGCCUGUGCUGGCUGUGGAUGUUCAGUGGGCGGAAUAACAUCUUCCUUUGGGCUACUGGGUUCAGCUUCCAGUCUUUCAACAUAUUCCAUCGUCAUAUUGCCCGCAUCUGCACCAUCUACGCGAUUGUGCACUCCAUCGGAUAUACAGUUGAGUGGAUUGUCUACUAUCCGAAAUAUUUCAAGUCCCUCAAGGAGAACUGGUUUAUUUUCGGAAUUGUGGCAACCAUCGCGUUAUCGAUUAUGCUCGGGUUUUCUUCUGUUUUCCUUCGCCAAAGAUCCUAUGAAGUCUUCCUCGUCAUCCACAUAGUUUUGGCUCUCGUCGUGAUCGUCGCACUCUUCAUCCACACCUCUUACUUUGGCACCCAAUACAAUGGAUAUCUAUGGCCGACUGUUGCCAUAUGGUGUUUUGAUCGUUUCCUUCGAUUGGUCCGCCUGGUCUACUGCAACUUCUCUGUCUUUUCUGGGAAAGCGAAGACAACAAAUGCAUCUGUCAUGUAUAGUUCUGCGAGCGAUGUGAUUCGUAUCGAUCUCCAGCCUACCGCAAGCUCAUUAAAAGGUCGUCCUGGUCAAUUUUACUAUCUAUAUCAGCCCUAUACACUGAGAGGAUGGGAGAAUCAUCCUUUUACUCUUGGCGCCUUCACCAACGGCUUCGAGGACUCGUCGCCUAAUACCCCGGAAAUUGUCAAGAAGAAAGUCACAACAACCACCACAGCUCAGUUGUCCGAUUCAUCCGAUGACGCUGUGAAGCUAAAAUCAUACAGAUCGAGCUCUUUGAGCAACACUUUGACUUUUUGGAUUCGUCCGUACGAUGGUUGGACAAAACGCCUUCGCAACGAAUGCAUCAAAGGUGGCGGAGUUUGUUACCCAAAGAUUCUGAUUGAGGGUCCCUAUGGCCACACUCAAAUGCUGCAUACAUAUGACAGCAUUACAAUGAUCAUGGGUGGCACAGGCAUUGCUUGCGCGGUGCCUUAUGUUCAAGAUUUCCUUGGAAAGUCGAAAAUCGCAAUCUCAUACACCAGUAAAAUCAAGCUCGUCUGGACAGUCCGUCAACCAGAAUUUGUGGAGGAGGUGUGCGCAAAUGAUCUUUCUGCUGCAAUUUGUGAUCAGAGAAUCGAAUUCGAGUUCUAUUGCUCGAAAAAGAAUGUCCCUACAAACAUUUCUACAUCUGUGCAUUCAUCGGAUGAAGUCACCAAACAGAUCAUCAUCCAAUCUGGUCGGGCACCAGUUGCUUCUCUGAUUGCAGAAUCUGGGACAGAGGCUAAGCUGAGUAACUCUCGAGCCGCUGUGUUGGUAUGCGGUCCGGCAGCGAUGGCUGAUGAAGCACGGGCGGCAGUGCACCAAGCCCUGAAGAACGGAUGUCGCACGCUGGAUUACUUUGAAGAGGCAUAUGGGUGGUGA
Molecule: messenger RNA, 2052 nt
Organism: Penicillium malachiteum
Lineage: Eukaryota; Fungi; Ascomycota; Eurotiomycetes; Eurotiales; Aspergillaceae
Product: ferric reductase family protein
Exons: 5
Coding region: 1-2052 (683 amino acids)
Biological process (GO): intracellular iron ion homeostasis; iron ion transport; copper ion import
Cellular component (GO): plasma membrane
Molecular function (GO): ferric-chelate reductase activity
Source: RefSeq, a predicted model, not a curated record